AUGCUGAAUGUUGAUCUCAACUUUAGUGAAAAUGAACACACAUGGACAUUCAUGUCUGACAAGCAAAAGGGCUUGAUUCCAGCCUUUGAAACCUUGUUCCCAACUGCUGAAAAUAGGUACUGUGUUAGGCAUCUUCACAGUAACAUGAAAAGGGAUGGUUUCACUGGAUUGGCCAUUAAAUCAGCCUUAUGGGCUGCAGCAAGGGCAACUAGAGUUGAGGAAUUUCAGAGGAGAAUGCAAGAGUUGAAGGAGAUCGAUGAAAAUGCCUAUAUUUGGCUAGCCAAAAAACCUCCACAAAACUGGUCUAGGUCUCAUUUCACUACCUAUCCCAAGUGUGAUAUUUUGUUGAAUAAUAUGUGUGAGUGUUUCAAUAGCUUCAUACUGGAUGCAAGAGAAAAACCAAUUAUCUCUUUGCUUGAAUCUAUUAGAAACCUCUUGAUGACAAGAAUUCAGAUAAAUAGAGAAAAAGCACUUAAGUGGGAUGGUCCUCUCUGUCCUAAGAUUAAGCAAGUGUUGAUGAAGACAAUGAAAGAAGCUGGAGAGUGCAUUCCAAUAAGGUCUGAUGAGUGGAAUUUCCAAAUUAUGGGACCUUCAACUCAGCACAGUGUUGAUGUUAGAGAGAGGAGGUGCAGCUGCAGGAAAUGGGAUCUCACUGGAAUCCCUUGUAAACAUGCAUGUUCUGCUAUCUGGUGCAGAAAUGAAGAUCCAGAAUCUUAUGUGCACAAUUGUUACAAAGUGGAGACCUAUCUGAAAUGCUAUGAAACUCCUAUCUUUCCUUUAAAUGGACCUGAAUUGUGGCCUGCCAGUACAAUAGAGCCUCCAUUACCACCCAAUUACACAGACAAAGUAGGUAGGCCUCAAAGAAUUAGGAGGAGAGAAGCAGAUGAGCCACCUGUUGCAAAAAAUCCUCAUAGGCUGGUUGGAGUUAAAAGAUCACACAAGUGCAGAACAUGUGGAGGCACAAACCACAACUCUAAAACAUGCAAAAAGAGGAAGUUUUCACAGGUUCAAGAAGGGAGGCAGGGUGAUGGAUUUGAACACAGUUUGAUGGUUUGUUGA
Erythranthe guttata (spotted monkey flower) is the source of this 1059-nucleotide messenger RNA. NCBI's taxonomy places the organism in Eukaryota, Viridiplantae, Streptophyta, Magnoliopsida, Lamiales, Phrymaceae. The record is from RefSeq and is a predicted model, not a curated record.